This is a messenger RNA of Phalaenopsis equestris, 1469 nucleotides long. RefSeq lists its product as uncharacterized. Bases 343 to 960 code for a protein of 205 amino acids. The transcript has 4 exons. The record is from RefSeq and is a predicted model, not a curated record. Lineage: Eukaryota; Viridiplantae; Streptophyta; Magnoliopsida; Asparagales; Orchidaceae.
CCGUCUGUAAAAUUUUCCCCUGAAAGAGCCUCCUUUUCCCUUCACGGAGCCGAUCUUCACCAUGGAGGAAGCUUCUGUGGGCCCCAGAUGCCGUCAAUCUCCACCAACGUCGGCGACCAUGACUAGGCUCACACGUCCUUGGACUGCAAAAAUUAACCCCCUUCACGCGGCUGCGGAGCCGUUGAUGGAAUGCAGAAGAAAAUUCGCAACCAACCGCUGUCCUUCCUUCAACAUUUAUCUCCCCUUUCACUCGCCGCCGUCUCAUCUCCCAUCGAUGCCCCCCCGACCUCUGGUAUCGUCUUCCUCGCCUCGAUUCUCCUUCUCUGAGAAGAGUAAACUGCCAUGAAUUCGAAAAAGGAGAGAUUUUGGAGCCGUGCAUGGAGAGGGGCCAAGAUCCUCUUUUUCGUUGCUAACAUGCUCGCCUCUCUCUUCCUCACCUGCGCUCCUCCGCUUCUCAUCGUUCUCCUCGACCUCCUCCUCCCGUCAGCCCUCCUCGCCGCCGCUAGCGGCCCAGCGCUCUCCUUCUCGGACUAUGCCGCCCAAAUUAGAAGCUAUCGGUACCGAGCUUCCCUGGUCGACUUGCCCCUUGUAUCUGUAACAAGAUCCAUGGUCAUAUUGUGUUUUUAUUUGUUCUGUGGUGGGCGAGGGCUGUUUUUGGGAGUGGCGACCCUCUGCGCGUCGAUUUCUGCAGGGUUUGUGUCCAUGAAAGCGAUCGCUAUGUUUGGAGCUGAUGCAGUGCCGGGAAAAAGGCAGCUGCUUUCGUUUGGGGAGAAGGAAGGGCCAGCAGUGGAAGCCCUGUUCUUGGCCUCUUUAGCUCUCGCCAUGGCUCAUGUGAUGGCUGCUUAUAGGAUCAGCUGUCGAGAGAGACGAAAGCUGCUUGUGUACAAGAUUGAUAUUGAGGCGGUAUCCGCUUAUAAAAAUGAAUUCUCUAACUACCAUAAGAUUGCACUAAGCGAGUAAAGCAUGGUGGCAUCAUUGAGAUACAAACAUGGUCUCAUGUUGCCACCUUUGCUGACUGGAUUUUCAGUUAAAAGAACACUGAUUUCAGGCAGCAAGCGCAAAGGAAAUAUUCUCAGCAUCAUUGAUUCACAGGAGGGAUCCAGUGGCACUGUAUGUAAAUAUAAAUACUAUAGGAUAAGCAUAAUUGCCAUUUUUUGGCAAUUUAUUCUCUUCACUUGAGAGCAACAUUUCAGAGAAAAUGAAUGUAAAUAGGUGAAUUUGAGGGAAUCAGUUCAUCUUUAAUAAUUAGAUUGUAAAAUUAGACUGUGAAGUUCCCAAAUCUCAGCCAUCCAAUCCACUUUGGAUGAUUAUGAUUGUUUUUUGAUCAAAAUCAUAAUGAUUUUGAGAAAAUAAAAAUCAAUCUCAUGCAUGCAAAAUGAAUUAGAAAGCUGGGAUUAGAGAUCUUUAUCCUCCUAUUAUCAUGUUAAUGGGAGAGGUUCUAAAUUUAGUUAGUUGGUGAAGUGUAUAUA